AUGAUUGUUUAUUGGUCAGUCACCGGUUAUCACGUUUUAAUUGGCUCUGUUCGUUUAUUCCGCUAUAGUGGGCAUGUUCAUGCUGGACAGAAAAUUGGUGUAUCUUUGGAUAUUGAAUGUGAAUUGAAAUUAAAUAAACAGAAGAUGCAUAAACGUCCUCGAAAAGAAGAAAAUUUUGUCAGAGUUUAUUUACACAAAGAAGGACGUCCAAUUGAUCCAACACAUCAUUUAAUUGAUUGUUUGUUUUUUAAUAAUCGAGACUGA
This is a messenger RNA of Meloidogyne enterolobii, 264 nucleotides long. NCBI's taxonomy places the organism in Eukaryota, Metazoa, Nematoda, Chromadorea, Rhabditida, Meloidogynidae. The record is from the annotation of a GenBank genome assembly.